AUGCCGGUGCCCAAGUCGACCGUCUUUUGGGGCUUCCUGGUCUUGUCCUUGGAGUUCUGCGCGGGCGAGCCGGGCGAGAAGGCGCCCACGGAGGGCGUCCCCCUGGUGACAGAGACGGAGGACCAGGGCUGCCCGGUGUGUCUGUGGCGCAAGCACAGCAAAGAGAUGAGGCUGGAGAGCAUCAAGUCGCAGAUCCUCAGCAAGCUGAGGCUCAAAGAGGCGCCCAACAUCACCCGCGAGGUGGUGAACCAGCUGCUGCCCAAAGCCCCGCCGCUGCAGCAGAUCCUGGACUUGCACGACUUCCAGGGGGACUCCUUCCAGCACGACGACUACCUGGAAGAGGACGAGUACCACGCCACCACCGAGACUGUCAUCAGCAUGGCUCAAGAAACUCGGCAGAAACCGCUCCCAGAGCAGCAGCAGCAGCAGCAACAGCAGCAGCAGCGCUGGCGUCGCCAGGGACCUCCAAAUCAAAGGGAAUGG
Python bivittatus (Burmese python) is the source of this 483-nucleotide messenger RNA. Lineage: Eukaryota; Metazoa; Chordata; Lepidosauria; Squamata; Pythonidae. The record is from RefSeq and is a predicted model, not a curated record.